Messenger RNA from Drosophila miranda, 1803 nucleotides. RefSeq lists its product as uncharacterized. The transcript is spliced from 4 exons. Gene Ontology annotation, molecular function: DNA-binding transcription factor activity, RNA polymerase II-specific; RNA polymerase II cis-regulatory region sequence-specific DNA binding. The record is from RefSeq and is a predicted model, not a curated record. Gene Ontology annotation, biological process: regulation of transcription by RNA polymerase II. The coding region runs from base 16 to 1014 and encodes 332 amino acids. Gene Ontology annotation, cellular component: nucleus. NCBI's taxonomy places the organism in Eukaryota, Metazoa, Arthropoda, Insecta, Diptera, Drosophilidae.
UGAUGGAAUGAAAAUAUGUACAUGUGUUUCCAGCGGCAAACUCUGUUAGUAACAGCAAAAAUUUCAAAAUUAAAUAAACCGUGUAAAAGAUCAGCUCUUUCUGUGGCUUCAGCUUCACCGGAAAUCGUAACCGCAAAAACAAAUCUUGAAAUUAUGAUGCCGCAAUGUCGUGCCCAAGAGACACGUCGCCGUUUGGGCUCUGUGAGCGACUCGGCCCCUCCAUCAGAGUCCAGCGAUGGCACUGGCUUCUCAUCGGCCUCGUCGGAGCAGAGGGAGGAGCUGAUACUCCACGCGGACUGGUCGGGUGCCCAUUCACACUCUUCGGCCCAGAGGAGCAGUGCCCACGGCACCACAUCGCUCUAUAAUGCUUCGGACAUCGACGCAGACACCAUCAGCACGGACACCACAAGCAACACGGUCCUCUCCGACUACGAGCGCGGUCAGGUGGAGAGCUUCUUCGGUGGCCUUGGCACCGAUAUCUUUGUGAGCGGAGCCCUGGCCAAUCUCUACGAGGGCACUGGCAACGACGGCGACUGGCGUCUGGUCUUCACGGGCAUACCCGUCAUUCUCCACGACAAGGGCAACUCCCGGGCCAGAUCCAUACCCAGGGUGACUCUGGUGCUGGCCGAGAGGGGCUCCUGUUUCGCCCUCUGGUCGGAUCGCAUUGACAACUUGUCCAACUAUCGGCUUGCGGGUCCGUCCUUCCACACCAUGUGCCUGUCGAGCAAUCACCAGCAGAUGAUCGGCUUCAGCUUCGACUCCACAGAUGCCGCCCGCGAGCUCUGGCAGCACGUGGAGCGUCUGGUCAGCGAUCCGGAGAACAUAGCCCUGACCGUGCCCGGCACUCGCAAGCAGAAGAAGCAGAAGCGCGUGAAGCCGGCCCCGUUGCCGCCCAAGUCACAGAUAUCGCAUCCGUGCCAGUUCCAUCAUGUGACCAGCGUGGUGAAGGAGGACAGCGAGCGGUACUACAGCAUGCAGGCCUUCGGACCGCACAAUCCCCAACAGCAUCGUUGAGUAGGGUCGGGCGCGUGGAUCUGGAACACAAGCGCCCUUUGGUGGCAGAACUAAGCCCAGGCCCAGGCCAACCCGACUCCAACUCCAGCGAUCACCCCUUAGUUGAUAGAGUUUAGAUCUAUGAUAUAUACCUACGUAUGUAUAUCUUUGUUAUAGCCGCGUUUCGGGCCUAAGUUAUGCCAAUGUGUGCUCUGAGGAGGAUUCUCGGAUGGCACAUUCAUCUGUGAUACGAUUUAGGCGUCUACAAACCUAGAAAUAUUAAUUAGCAUUUGGAAAAGGAAACUGAAAAUUUACAAAAAAAUAAUAAUUCAAUUCAAAGUAAAAAAUCGAAAGAGAACUUUUCAAAGUUAUAUAACCCAAUAUAUUCGAUAAACGAUUCAAGAUUAGCGAUAAAACGAUUGUCAAUAAGCGUGCGGAGUUUUGUAAACAUUUUCUAAUAUUACAAAUACACACCAUAACCAUAAUUAUAUAUAUAGUAUAUAGUUCCCGAUAUCGUAAUCUGCAUGUCCAUUUUGCAAUUGCUGCGAAAAUGUUUUUGAUACCAUAAGCUUGUUUUUUUAAUCGGACUAUGACUACACACGCAAAAAAAUAAAUGUUUUUUAAAAUCUAUGUAUUAUAUUAUAUUAUAUAUAUAUAUAUAUGCUAUAUUAAAACUAUCCAUAUAUUAUAUGUAGCUCUAAGCAUUGCAUGCAUCAUACAUAGCUACGAAAAUGUAUGUAUCUUGAACUUCAUAUUUUGCAUAAGCAAAAACCAUUGCGACAAAUCAAAUAAAGCUGAGAGAAAAACCAA